CAAUGUGGAAUGGUGUUUUUAAAAUGCAAUCACCUAACUACAAGUCAAUGAUCUUACUAACUUCACUUCAAAUACCAAGUAUAUAUAAGCUCUGUCUUAAGUACAGAACUGGAUUCUUUGACAAUCUCUCAUUAACAUAGUGCUUUUGGUGUUAAAAAUCCUGUGGCUUGGCCCACCCAGGGAGGCGGGGCCCGCCGGUAGGGGGCUCCAUGCUCUGUCGUCACAAUGCGGAAACCUGAAACGCAGGAUGUUACCAAGAUGACUCCAUUUUCACACGAAGUUAUAAGCAGACAAGCCACAAUUAAUAUAGGUACAAUUGCUCAGGUAGCCCAUGGGAAAUCCACAAUUGUAAAAGCUCUUUCUGGAGUUCACACUGUCAGGUUCAAAAAUGGGUAUGAACUAGAAAGAAAUAUUACAACCAAGCUUGGAUAUGCUAAUACCAAGAUUUAUAAACUUGACGACUCAAGCUGUGUUCAGCCAGAAUAAUGUUACAGAUCCUGUGGAAGUAGUACACCUGAUGAGUUUCCUACAGACAUUCCAGGGACCAAAGGGAACUUCAAAUCAGUCAGACAUGUUUCCUUUGCUGACUGUCCUGGCCAUAACAUUUUGAUGGCUACUAUGCUGAAUGGUGCAGCCAUGAUGGAUGCAGCUCUUCUGUUGAUGGCUGGUAAUGAGUCUUCUCCUCAGCCUCAGACUUCCGGGGCAAUGCCUGCCAUAGAAAUCAUGAAACUGAAGCGUAUUUUGUUUCUACAAAAUAAAAUAGACUUGGUAAAAGAAAGUCAAGCUAAAGAACAGUAUGAAAUGAUUCUUGGGUUUGUACAAAGUACAGUAACAGAAGGUACUCCUAUCAUUCCAAUUUCUCCUCAGCUGAAAUACAACAUUGAAGUUGUCUGUGAAUACCUAGUGAAGAAAAUUCCAGUACCCACAAGGAACUUUACUUCAGAGCCCCGACUUAUUGUUAUCCAGUCCUUUGAUGUCAAUAAACCUGGCUGUGAAGUUGAUGACAUUAAGGGUGGUGUAGCUGGUGGUAGUAUUCUAAAAGGAGUUUUAAAGGUGGGCCAGGAGAUUGAAGUCAGACCUGGCAUUGUUUCCAAAUACAGUGAAGGAAAACUCAUGUGUAAACCAAUCUUUUCCAAAAUUGUGUCCCUUUUUGCUGAGCAUAAUGAUGUCCACUAUGCUGCUCCAGGAGGUCUUAUUGGACUUGGGACAAAAAUUGACCCCAUUUCCUUCAGGGCAGACAAAAUGGUAGGGCAGGUACUUGGUGCAGUUGCACCCUUACCUGAGAUCUUAGAGCUGGAAAUCUCCUAUUUCCUACUUAGACACCUUCUAGGUGUACACACUGAAGGAGAUAAGAAAGCAGCAAAGGUGCAAAAGCUGUCUAAGAAUGAAGUGCUCAUGGUGAACAUAGGAUCCCUGUUGACAGGAGGAAGAGUCAGUAUAGUCAAGGCUGAUUUCGGCAAAAUCGUAUUGACUAAUCCCGCGUGCACAGAAGUGGGAGAAAAAAUUCCCCUUAGCCGAAUACUUGAAAAACACUGGCGUUUAAUUGGUUGGGGUCAAAUAAGAAGAGGAGUGACAAUCAAGCCAACAGUAGAUGAUCACUGAAGUGUAAGGCUGGAGGCAGCCAAGAUAGAGGAGAUGUCCUCAUCCGGGCUCCCAGAUCUCCAGGGAAGAGUACAUUACUUCGUUGUCUCCUUCUGAUCUGAGUGAGUUUGGGACACUGGGCUCACAGGUUUAGGGGCUCCGGGAAAUGGGUAACAGACAUAGGGAAACAGUCCUCUAAACUGGAGGCUCAGACCCCUCUGUGGUGUCUCAUAUCCAUUCUGGUGACCCUAGAUAUAGUAGAGGAGAUCCGUAAAUGGAAACUGGUCCAACUCUGUUCUCAGACUUGGCCCCAGUAUCCUCUAGACAAUCAAUCUCACUGGCCCUCAGAGGGGACUUUUGAUUUUAGCCUCCUCACCAACCUAACUAAUUUCUGUCACCGAACUGGGAAGUGGUCUGAUGUCCCAUAUGUCCAGGCCUUUUGGACAUUGCGCUCCCACCCAGACCUUUACAUUAAGUGUUCAAAGACCCAGGUUCUCCUGGCCCAAUCUCUAGUAAAGGAUUGCCAGCCUCUUACUCUGCCCAGUCCGUCCUCCUUUUCAGAUCCACCGGAGGACCUCGGUCACCCACUUCCCUCAGCUUGCAAUACCCUCCCCCUCUCUCCGCCGCCAUCUUUAAGUCUUUGUCCUCACCCAUGCUGCCGCCAUCUUUAAGUUUUUUGUCCUCACACGUGUCACCACCGUCUUUAAGUCCUUUGUCCUCACCAGCAUCGCCACCAUCUUUAGGUCCUUCAUUCUCAACCAUGCCAUCUUCCUGCUC
Manis javanica (Malayan pangolin) is the source of this 2358-nucleotide messenger RNA. The record is from RefSeq and is a predicted model, not a curated record. Lineage: Eukaryota; Metazoa; Chordata; Mammalia; Pholidota; Manidae.